AUGGGUAACUGCUUCUCACUUCUUCUCCCCUCCCCCUCCUCUCCCUUACUCGAGACCACCGCCAUGACGAACCUCACCAUCCGCAACCUCACGGCCCUGCCAGUCACCCUCAAGCGUGUCGAACGCUUCGAGGGCGAGAGGAAGCGCACCGGAGACUUCCUGGGCAACACCUUUGGUACCAUUGGCUCCUUCAUGAAUGCGACCAACUUCACCACCAAAGAGACCCACGCAAAGGGAGAUGCCCACCAGACCGAGGAUGUCGAUGUUCAUGUCGAGCCAUUCGCCAUCGGCGGCACCGAGAUUGGCGCACCAGAUAUUGGAAACCACGAUGUCGUUCGUCUCCAGUUCGAAAUUGAGGGCCACCGUUAUGAGAUUGACGCCCCGAGCCCCACCAACCGCUCUUCCGUCAUGAAGAAGCUCGACGAUGCGCCUCUGGAGCUGACGGCCGUCUACGUGGCCAAUGGCGCAUUCCUCGCCAUCAUGUCGUCCGCAAACCUCAAUGCCUGGAUGCACGAGCUGCGCGACGAAUACCCGCUACCCCUCCUCUCCAUCCCCGGCACCCACAACUCGCCGACGUGUUACACGGCGCUGCCCUCCGUCCGCUGCCAGGCCGUCGGCGUCCGCGAGCAGCUCGACAACGGCGUCCGCUUCCUCGACAUCAGAGUCUCCGUCUCCCAGGACAACGACGACCUCGCCCUCGUCCACUCCGCCUUCCCCAUCUCCCUGACCGGCAACAAGUACUUUGCCGACAUGCUCUCCGACAUCUACGCCUAUCUGGACGCCAACCCCUCCGAGACGGUCCUCAUGUCCGUCAAGCGCGAGGGCACGGGCAAGGGCAACGACGAGCAGCUCAGCCGCUACCUCCGCGACCGCUACGUCGGCCGCGACGCCCACAGGUGGUUCGUCGAGCCGCGCAUCCCGCCUCUUGGCGACUGUCGCGGCCGCAUCGUGCUCAUCCGCCGCUUCGGCCUCGACGAACCCCUGCGCGGCGAGCACGACGGCCGCGGCUGGGCCAUUGACGCCCAGAACUGGCCCGACAACUGCGAGGACGGCACCGUCGGCGGCGGCCUCAUCCGCGUCCAGGACUUUUACGAAAUCGACCAGUCGACAAACGUCGAGAAGAAGAUCAACUUCUCCCACGGCCAGCUCGAGCGCGCCGCCGAGCAGCUCUUCCACCUCCCCGGCAUGCCCGACUUCAACGCCGACGCACCGCCGCUGCCCUUCUUUGUCAACUUUUUGAGCGCGAGCAACUUCUUCAACGCCACCUGCUGGCCGGAGCGCAUCGCCGCCAAAGUGAACCCGGCCGUCAUCGAGUAUCUCUGCAUACGCCACGGCGAGCCGGGCAAGGGCCCGCACCAGCUCAAUGUCGGCGACGCGGCGACGGGCAUCAUUGUCACGGACUGGGUUGGCGCGCACGGCGAUUGGGAUUUGAUCAGGUGUAUCGUGGGCAUGAACGCGCGUCUGCAGCUCAAGCACUAG
Molecule: messenger RNA, 1479 nt
Organism: Colletotrichum abscissum
Lineage: Eukaryota; Fungi; Ascomycota; Sordariomycetes; Glomerellales; Glomerellaceae
Product: phosphatidylinositol-specific phospholipase C
Exons: 1
Coding region: 1-1479 (492 amino acids)
Biological process (GO): lipid metabolic process
Molecular function (GO): phosphoric diester hydrolase activity
Source: RefSeq, a predicted model, not a curated record